GAGCAGCUCAUGGACGGACUCUGAUCUGCAGCAGCAGAGAACGCUGCUCACCUUUGACCCCACCGAUGGAGCAACUGUUACCAUGGAAACGCUGCAUCCACCUGACUCUGCUGCUGCUGCUGGUCCAGCUGGGUUUACCUGAAGUCAGAGCUUCCUGUCGUAUCCUGAGGUGUAACUCUGAGUUUGUGGCCGCGACCUUUGACCUCAGCAGCACCACUUCAGCAGCUCUCAGUAGGGAGGAGGUGAAUGCCAGGUACUGCAGUGCCUUGCGCACUUACGCCAUGUGCACCAAGAGGAUGGCGCGGUCGUGUCGCGGCGACCUGGCUUACCACUCUGCAGUCCAGGGGAUCGAGGACCUGCUGAUCCAGCACCGCUGCCCGAGGGCGGGGCCCACGGCCCAGCCCAUGCCCCGCCCUCAGGGGACGCUGUCAGGAGACACCUGCCUGUACGAGAGGAGCUUCUUCAGCAGGGAGGGUCGGACGCCGGAGUACCUGCACUGCAGCGUGUUCGGAAACCUGCACGUCCGCUCCUUCAACGACGACUUCCACACCUGCGCUGUGCAGGGGGCGUGGCCUCUCAUAGACAACAAGCACCUGUACGUUCAGGCCACCACCUCUCUGGCAAGAGGCGGGACUUACCCCACGGUUCUCACCAAGAUCAGCAUCAUCUUUAAGGACUGGCGUCAGUGCAUCGAUCAGCAGCUCUACCAGGCGGAGCUGGACAACGUUCCCGCCGCCUUUGCCGACGGUUCCGUGUGGAACGGCGAGCGGCGAGGCCACCGCAGCCUGACGGUCCGGACGGAGAGUCCAGGUCGGCACGCGGAGGUCCGGGCGGCCCACAUCGGCACGCUGCUGGUGGUGCGACAGAGUGGCCGCUCCCUCAGCCUGUCCGUCCGCUCGCCGCGCCACAUCGCCGAGGACUUCGGACCCGACCAAGACCUGCAGCUGUGCGUGUGGGGCUGCCCCGCCUCCCAGAAGCUCAACACGCUCCGCCCCCUUCCCCCUCCUGAGCCCGCCUCCCUUGCCGCCGAGGCCCACUGCGCCGCUCAGCUUCCUGCCCGGGACGUGUACUACCAGGCCUGCGUCUUCGACCUGAUCUCCGGCGGAGACAUGAACUCCAGCGUGGCCGCGGUGGGCGCGCUGCAGGAUGCUCGGGACAUGAUGUCCAACACGGACAGGGUCCACCUGCUUCCUGUCUCGGCUGCGGGCCGCCUGCUGCCACACCUGAUGCUGCUGCUCGGCAUGCUGGGAGCUGUGGGCGGGGCCUGAGCCGAGCCGGAUCUUUUCUUCAAACGAGACGAGAACAGUUCUGAUCAGAGAGUCCUUCUGUCCCAACUGUGACCCAGACGCUUUUUACAAUCUGGAACUGUGACGCCAGAACCUCCACGAAGACCCCCCACCCCACACCCACC
Messenger RNA from Austrofundulus limnaeus, 1411 nucleotides. It is a transcript of the gene hjv, whose product is annotated as hemojuvelin BMP co-receptor. Gene Ontology annotation, biological process: BMP signaling pathway. The record is from RefSeq and is a predicted model, not a curated record. Gene Ontology annotation, cellular component: plasma membrane. Lineage: Eukaryota; Metazoa; Chordata; Actinopteri; Cyprinodontiformes; Rivulidae. Gene Ontology annotation, molecular function: coreceptor activity.